This is a messenger RNA of Folsomia candida, 706 nucleotides long. Its product is annotated as protein piwi-like. Bases 188 to 706 code for a protein of 172 amino acids. Lineage: Eukaryota; Metazoa; Arthropoda; Collembola; Entomobryomorpha; Isotomidae. The record is from RefSeq and is a predicted model, not a curated record. The transcript has 3 exons.
GUUGAAGAUGAAACUGUUGUUCUUCUCCCAGAAGAAUUAUCAGAACCAAUCGAAGCUGUAAUUCCCCCUGAAGACUUGAAACCUGUCGUGGUUGGACAAGAAGCCCCGGAAGAAGGACAAAAAGAGCAGGAACAAGUCAACCCGAUUGGUGAUGAGGCAGAGUCCAGUCAUUUGAUAAUCUCCAGCCAUGGGGACUACAUCGACUCUCUCGAAAUCAAAGCUUAGUAGCGGGGCGGUCGGGACAUCAAGUUCAGGUCGAGGACGUGGCAAAAUGGCUACUGAAGAAGUAGAAAACAAGGCUCCAUUGGGACAACAGCCUGCAGCCGCUGCUGGGACAGAGGAAGCCCAAACUUUAGCGUCUCAACGUGAUCGAGCUCCAAUGAUUCGACGAGGAGCGAAGGGCGAGGAAAUCGCAGCGGCCACGAAUUACAUUCGGUUAAGGUUUAUCGGCAACUGCACGAUUCACGAAUCCCAUGUGGAUUUCGAUCCUCCCCUCGACAGCACCAUGAUGAAGAACCGAUCGGUGCGGGCCGUCAUGGGAGAUCGCACGUACACCUUCGAUGGACGAAUGCUCUUUACCACCGUCAAGUUCGAUGAGCAGCUAAGUUGCUUGACUGACUUUAUGGUUACCGAAUUGAAAGGGUUUCAUCCCAACAGUCCAGAUACCGAAUUGAACAUCAUUCAUUACCGUCUUCUUGAAGGAUAG